Carica papaya (papaya) is the source of this 467-nucleotide messenger RNA. RefSeq names its product DNA-directed RNA polymerase subunit beta. Lineage: Eukaryota; Viridiplantae; Streptophyta; Magnoliopsida; Brassicales; Caricaceae. The record is from RefSeq and is a predicted model, not a curated record.
UGUUGAUGUAGAAAAAAUGUCAAUCACACAAAAAACCUUUAUCUUCUUCGUCACCGGCUUCAGUUCUCGUCUUUCUAGGAAGAGAAAUUGCAGUAAAUCCAUGACCGUAGAAGCAAAUAAGAGAAAUUCGGAUGAGAAUAGAGAAAGUCUGCAACCUAGUUUCCCAUUGAGAAUUUCAAACACAAUUCUUUCUCGAUCAGUGGUUGCAGUGUUAGGAUUAGGGUUCGUCGAUGCCGGGUACAGUGGGGAUUGGUCAAGAAUAGGAGUGAUCUCAAAAGAGACUGAGGAAUUGUUAAAGGUUGCUGCCUUUCUUGUUGUUCCUCUCUGUAUUUUUCUUAUAUUUUCCUUGUCGGUUGAAUCAGAUGAUUGAAUCUUUUUCAGCAGGAGAGUGGGAAUUCUAUGCGUUUUGAGUUCAUCUGAACUGUUGAAGAUGAACAUGCUAAAUUUGUAACAAAUUUAAAAAUCUU